AUGCAUAGCACCUUCGUUAUUACCACGUUAUGUGCAGUCGCCCUUGCAGCGCCACUUUCACACAGCAGCUUCGAGCACCGCGCGGAACCCACAUCAUCAUGGCAGCCACCUCAGGGUACAACAACAUCGUGCGACAAAGCAUCUGAUAAGAUCAUCGGCUUCUACGUUGGACCGCAGAUGGAGUCUGUCCUCACUGACGCAUGCGCUGCCAUGAUGCCGCGCUGCGCCUAUCCAGACCGCCUUGCCGAUGAUAUUGUGUGCGCCCAAGUCAUAGACUGGAAACUCGACGGGCCGAAGAACAGCACGCAAUCUGCGAACAUUGAGACCACAGAAGGGAACAAGAUCAGCGGAUGGAAUGUCAAAUUCUCGGUCGUACCAGCGGCACAGCCCGAGGGCUCAGCAGGUGUCUUCUGGACAGCACAGGAUUGCUAUGAGUCAUUUGCCUACAUGCUGCAGAACCCGGCACCGGAAGGAUGUCACACCGAACAAGGUUUCGGUGUCGGCAGCAUCACGGUCGGCGGAGACAGUUCACUUGCAGGCACAGUAUUCAAGACCGAGAUAGUCGCGGAUGAAUGAUGUGGACGUGCUCAGCGUUGAGAAUUUGUUCUUCAGUCACG
Messenger RNA from Boeremia exigua, 617 nucleotides. RefSeq lists its product as uncharacterized. NCBI's taxonomy places the organism in Eukaryota, Fungi, Ascomycota, Dothideomycetes, Pleosporales, Didymellaceae. The transcript has 2 exons. The record is from RefSeq and is a predicted model, not a curated record. The coding region runs from base 1 to 576 and encodes 191 amino acids.